AUGGUAUUGCUGCACCUCGAUACUUAUUUCUUCAAACCCAUCACCAUUCCUCCGCUUAUUCAAGGAUCAAUGCAUAUGUUUCUUCACUGUUUAGCAUUGCCUUUGCUUUUCCAAGCAUCUACUCCUGCGGUAUUACAACUUAGUGCGCUUGACCUUGGUAUGGGGCAGCAUGGUAAGAUAUUGAAGGUUUAUCUGCCUCAAAAGCUUGUCACGAUUUUGUUCCUUUUGGACAAGCAAUAUUGUGCAUUUCGCUUCAUUCUGCUAACCAGGAAAGCACCCCAAGAGCGACGCUCAGAUUUUCUUUAAAUUUUGCACACACGUCGGGCAUAGACUAGAUGCUUUGCAGGCGCUGCCGUACUCUCUCGGUGGCAAACGACCUUUGCCAUCGAGGGAGUACGCAAAACGCGGAGAGCGGUCAGAGACAAAAGGACUUUUUGGUCAUAAGUUUGCUAGUUUCGCGCGGAAAAAAUUUAUUUUUUGUGGAAAAAUUACUCUCAGCAGGUGAAUUAGGUAUGAAACUUUUCAUGUCAAAAUUUGGCUAAAAUGUUGUUUUUUCAAAGCGCGAACUAGGAUUCUGGCAUAUAUCUUAGAAAAAAGAUAUCUAAAAAAUUUAUGCCAAGUUUCAUCAAAAUCUAUGCGUCGCACUUGGGGUACUUCCCCUGUAAGCUUUAAUUUGCGAAAACUUGAUUGUUUCAGCUCGAAUACACCUCGGAACGAAUAGGAAAGACAUACUACUCGAUGUCACACUAAAUUCCCCGAGCAUUUUCUUGCAAGACGCUGAUUGCAACAAUACGUAUGGUGUCUGUCAAAAUUAUUGUAAUCAACGUAUGGCUUCUUCCAUUUUUUAUUUCCUGCGGUGUUUCAACGCCGGGGCUACAAUUCCAGAGGUCAUGUGGUGAAAAAAUGCAUUCAAAUAAGUUCAGAAAUGUCUUACUAAAUAUGUACUAAUUUUAAUCCAUUUUGGCCGCAUGACUAGGGCCGGAAUUGUACAUAGAGGGUGUUCCAAGGAAUUAUCCAGAAAGUAUUUGCAAAUAUCUUUGUGUUAUUUGCACCUAUAUGUGCAAGGAGUUCAAACCGUGUUUAGAAUUCGAAGUCGUUUGUUUUUAGAACACGUGAAAGACUUUUUUUCUCGCGUCGGCCGUAAGACCAUUUUUCGGCGGAGACAUUUGAGGUCUUAGUUGAAAUUUACAUCUUUUUGCAAAGCCCAUGCGUCUUUACAAUAGACUAAAUCAGGUUUGUCACAUCAGGCAAAGAUACAACCUGUUAGUUUCCACAGCUUUUUCGGACGUUUCACAGUGUCAAAAAUAUGGGGAUGUGGCAAAGGGACUGCGAAACAUCAAAGACAACUUAUUUUUUAAGUCAUACUUCCUUCGGCGAAGCAAUCAGCGCUGGAAUAUAAUACCAAAGAAGGUAUUAUAUUCAGAUGAGAAAAAAAUUUUCAAUCCGAUUUACGAAAGCCAAUCUCUCAGCCGAAUCUUCGCUAAUGCGCGAAACAAUCUCAUAAAUAUAUUCGCAAAAAUGUACUUGGUGGGAUAUCUUGAAACACCCUGUAUAAUGCCACUAGAAAGUUGACAUAAGCUCCAUUUUCCAGCAGAGUUUUGUAAUAUCUAUUGCAAUCCGAUAUGCUGCAUAAGCGAAGAGCAACGAACGAAAUUCUGCCUAAACAUCGACCCAUAUUUCGACGCCUACGAACACAACUCGACCGAGUUCCGGGUAACUGGCCAAUACUUCAGAACCGAGGCUGGAGCUGGGGUUUGGGCUGAGGACCUACUUUGGCUUAGCAAUGGCAAAAGUGCAAUUAAGAGCGUCGGUAGGGUACCGAUUGCCCUUCAGGUCGUACGGAAGGAAUUUUCUAGACGGAGAGGCAAGUAAGUAUUUGCAGAGCCAACAAGAAAUACACUAGAGCAACCCCUUGGGCUAUCCGCAACAAUUCUACAGGGUGUUCCUAGAAUUAUGGGAAAAACUAUUCAUUAAUAACUUUGUGCUCGGUGGUCCAAUCCAAAAAAUUUUUUUUGCAUUUUACAGGAAAACCUUUGAGUUUUUAGAAUCAAGAAAAAAAAAUUUCAUUGAUCGGCAGAGACUCCGGUAAUCCUCCUUGAAUUCGGCGGAGUGCUUUUUUCACAAACGAGGCUGCAAAUUGUUGCAUGUGUGAAGUAAAUGGGCGGGAGAGGAUUCAAUAGAUACAAUAUGACAUUUGUUUCAAAUUUUUUUCAUUCGGCGGAGACAUUUUUUAACCUCGGCGGACGAUUUUUCUUCGACUUUUGAGAGUCAAAAUUGGCUAAAACCAAAACGUAGGUAUUCCUGGUGGCAUGGCGCCUAAAUACGACUUAUUACGUCUUUGGCCUACUGAGAGAAGAAAAAAGGCAGUUCGGCGGAGAAAUCGGCGGAGAAAAAAAUGAACCCAUUUUACAGCCUCGUUUGUGAAAAAAGCACUCCGCCGAAUUCAAGGCGGAUUGCGGAAGUCUCCGCCGGUAAAACGAAAAAAUCUUUUUUGAUUCUAAAAACUCCAAGGGUUUUCUGCAAAAUGCAAAAAUUUUUUUUCGGAUUGGACCACCGAGCACAAAGUUAUUAACGAAUAGUUUUUUCCAUAAUUCUUGGAACACCCUGUACUCUAACCGAUUAUUUUUAGUGGGCUGUUUGGACUGGGAAGAGAGCCACAAAAGAACGGCAUUGUCCAUCUUCUCCAGCGACGCAACCACAUUGAUAAUGCCCUUGUCACAGUGGCUUACCGUGGCUACUACAAUAUGUACAUCCUAGGAGAGUUCAAUGAGAGAUACUGCAGCAGGGACAGACAAACGGUCAACGUUGUGGGAGAUCGUCUUUGGAUGUUUGAUGCAAGGCAAGCAGCGUUUCUGAACUACAAGUCAGAAGAGCACAAUUUUAAAAUUCUUCUGGAAAGCGAAACCAUGACCCAGAUGCCUCGAGAGAUUCUACGUUUGCUUCAAGAAACAGGAAUAAUCACCCCAGAUUAUAGAAAAGGCAUUGUCCGUCCGAAUUACUUCGCAAUCAACCCAGAGCAUCUGAAUGACACAUUUGAAUUCUUUUUCAAGCUCAACAAGGAUCUGACUUUAUUCUCCGAUUUAGCAUCUAUUGAUAUCUCCAGGUACUAUUUUCCGGACGUUGAUACAGUAGUAUUUCAAGCCGCCGCUCUCGACCCAAACCCCGACAGAGUGGAAUGGGUUGUUGGCAGAUUUGUUUUAUUGAAAUACUGCGCCUUCCUUGACUACAACCAAAACACGGUCGGUUUUUCACCGGUGAUACCUCCAACUCCAUGA
Molecule: messenger RNA, 3275 nt
Organism: Bursaphelenchus xylophilus (pine wood nematode)
Lineage: Eukaryota; Metazoa; Nematoda; Chromadorea; Rhabditida; Aphelenchoididae
Source: the annotation of a GenBank genome assembly